UUGGGAGGUCCGAGGUGCAAGCACGGCAUUCCAUGUUUGGAGGAAAGAAGAAGUUGUUUCCGCGUUGAGAUUCAAUCUCUCUGUUUCUCCUGCAGAUACUCCGAUUUCUGCCAUUUUCAACUUGUUGUUCAAGUUCAGAAUGGUGAUAGAAGAGGAGCUGUCGAAGUUUUCAAGAGUCUCUCCAACAAAAGCGAGUUCACAAUAGUGGCAAGCAUUUGUUCGGCGUUGCUUCUCGGUUACGAAGAUAAAAUUUCCACAAAACGUGACAGAAUUUUUGAUAACAACCGCUGUUCCACUUUUUGCACAGCACAGAUUUAUAGAAGGCUGUAUAUUGAUGCAUUUAGCUGCGCUAAUCUUUCUGCCGCAAGAUAUCUUCAGGACAACGGAAGAUGGGAAGAUUCUGUCGAAGUCUGCAAAUUGGAAGAGUUUUCGAAUGAGUCGAAGAGUUUGUUGAGAAGAGCCGCCCACCACUUCUUGGAUACUGAAAUGCAAUGA
Messenger RNA from Trichomonas vaginalis G3, 495 nucleotides. RefSeq lists its product as uncharacterized. Lineage: Eukaryota; Parabasalia; Trichomonadida; Trichomonadidae. The record is from RefSeq and is a predicted model, not a curated record. The transcript has a single exon.